Messenger RNA from Cyprinus carpio (common carp), 2304 nucleotides. Its product is annotated as homeobox-containing protein 1-like. Gene Ontology annotation, cellular component: nucleus. Gene Ontology annotation, biological process: positive regulation of DNA-templated transcription. Lineage: Eukaryota; Metazoa; Chordata; Actinopteri; Cypriniformes; Cyprinidae. The record is from RefSeq and is a predicted model, not a curated record. Gene Ontology annotation, molecular function: double-stranded telomeric DNA binding.
UGAUCGAGGAUGAAACUGUACCAUAUUCCACUGGAUUUGUAGUCCGGCGCUCGACGAACUCCCAUUAAGUGUGACUAUCCCGCCCGCCGGGAGGAACUACAACUCCCAUGAACCCACCGCCGCGCUUCUGUUAAUAUCAAUAUGGCUUCUGUCAGUCAGACAAAGGCGAAUCAGUUUUUGCCUUGAAAUGAAAUCAAAUUAGGGAAAGGUAGCGGGAGAGUCGGACGUCGUCCUGGUUUGCUGGUUCAUGUCUGGCGACGGGGAUUAAAGAGACGGAAACACUGUCAGUUGAGUUGAAUAAAUGCUGUGCUGCACGGAGGCCCCGCACGCGCACAAUCAGAAUGUCCCAUUAUACAGAUGAGCCUCGUUUUACCAUUGAGCAAAUUGACCUGCUGCAGCGGCUACGUCGGAGCGGCAUGACAAAGCAAGAGAUCUUGCACGCCCUGGACACCCUCGACCGGCUGGACCGCGAGCACGUGGAGAAGUUCGGCCACCGUCAUGCCCACGGCGGAAGCGGGGUGAGCGGCGUCAAUCAUGGCAAUGGCAGCAACGCCACCACCUCUUCCAACUCCUGCACUACCUCCUCUAACAACCUCACAGCCUCUUCUUCGACGACCUCUAAGGCCACGCAGACGGGAUACCGUGGCAAUGGCCUCUCUCCCUCCCCUAGCAACAGCUGUGACACCUCCCCGCCCCCGACGGUACCCACCCCCGUGCCGGUAGUAGCACCCAUGGUCCAAAAUGGACGGGACGGCCUCGCCGCUAUGCCCAACGGGAAGCUCUCUCCACCCCGCUUCGCUGUUAGCAACACCUCUUCGCGGGCCUUUGCAUACGAGCUCCCAGAUGAGGAAGUGGACAUCGAUGACAAAGUCGAAGAGCUCAUGAGAAUGGACAGUGCUAUAAUUAAAGAAGAGAUUAAAGCCUUCUUGGGGAACCGGCGAAUAUCACAGGCAGUAGUUGCCCAAGUCACAGGUAUCAGUCAGAGCCGGAUCUCUCAUUGGCUGCUCCAGCAGGGCUCAGACCUCAGUGAGCAGAAGAAAAGAGCCUUCUACCGCUGGUACCAACUAGAGAAAACUACACCUGGUGCAACACUAGCUAUGCGGCCCACCCCGGUGGCCCUGGAGGACAUUGUGGAGUGGCGUCAAACCCCUCCUCCCAUUAGCAGCACCCAGGGCAGUUUCCGUCUGCGCCGCGGCAGCCGCUUCACCUGGAGGAAAGAGUGUCUGGCGGUGAUGGAGAGUUAUUUCAAUGACAACCAGUACCCCGAUGAAGCCAAGCGAGAGGAAAUUGCCAACGCCUGCAAUGCAGUUAUUCAGAAACCAGGGAAGAAGCUUUCAGAUCUUGAGAGGGUCACGUCUCUGAAAGUUUACAACUGGUUUGCCAACAGACGGAAGGAAAUUAAGAGAAGAGCCAACAUAGAAGCAGCAAUCCUGGAGAGUCAUGGGAUUGAUGUCCAAAGCCCGGGAGGUCAUUCCAACAGCGAUGAGAUCGAUGGAAAUGACUACGGUGUGCCAGUAGCUGCUGACCAAGUUUUGGGAAUGGAUGACAACACCGGCCAAAUCGAACACCAGGACCCCAUAGCUUUGGCAGUGGAGAUGGCUGCUGUCAAUCACAGCAUCCUGGCACUGGCGAGGCAGGGCGGAGCCACCAGUGACAUCAAAACAGAGGUGCUGGACGACGAGUGAGAAUCUUCCCUGUGGAGCACGGAGGGAAGCCGAAGGAGAAAUGUGGGGUUACAAAAACAAAGCCAAACAGUUUGUGCGUGAACUGUUAUUAUGAGGAAUAUGGCCAGGUCGUGGAUGACCAAAGUGAAUGCGGAGGUUAUAAAGACUGUUAACCCAACAUUCCCCCUCCUCCUCCCUCCUACAUGUGACGCCUCAAUAGUCUUUCCAUUCAAACCAUUCUCCUACACGCAGCCAAUUGGGGAGGCGCUGCAAUUAAACUGUUUAUGAAACACGUUCACUAAAAACGUCAUGCGACAUAUCACCCUGCCAUAUCACACUUGGAUAGUGAAUUUUGCCUCUCAGUUUUCCUUCUUUCAGGAAGUCUUCUUUGCAGGAUAUAAGAGGUCAGUAUCAUACUAAAUGUUCACUGCCUCAGUCUCUCCAGGGAAAGUGUGUUGGGAAGCAUAUUCUCUCUCACUUCUUAACUUAUUUCUUUAUGUACGUGCAGUCCAGCGUUGCUGAAAUUGUGUUUAAACUUGUACAGUUGUCACCAGGGUCUAAAGUUAACGCUCGCCUACCACCAAAUGUGUACAUGCGGCUUUGCCAAGUCUGCUCUGCCAAGCAUUAACAGACUAGAAAA